This is a messenger RNA of Dictyostelium discoideum AX4, 267 nucleotides long. RefSeq names its product mitochondrial import inner membrane translocase subunit 10 (gene timm10). The transcript is spliced from 2 exons. The record is from RefSeq and is a predicted model, not a curated record. NCBI's taxonomy places the organism in Eukaryota, Evosea, Eumycetozoa, Dictyosteliales, Dictyosteliaceae. The coding region runs from base 1 to 267 and encodes 88 amino acids. Gene Ontology annotation, cellular component: mitochondrial inner membrane.
AUGGAUGAUGUUGAAAUGAAAGUAAUGGAAAUGAAAAUGAUUUCUAAAAUGUUUCAAGGAAUUUUAGAUGCAUGUUCAGCAAAAUGUAUUAGUAAAUAUAAUGAAGGUGAUUUAAAUGUUGGUGAAAGUGUUUGUGCUGAAAGAUGUGUUCAAAAAUGGAUGGAAACCUUCAAAAAAGUUCAAUCAAAGAUGUCUGGUACUCAACCAGGUCAAGAAGUCCCACAAGAAGCUCCAGCCGCAGCCCCAGAAAAGAAAGGUUGGUUCUAA